AUGAUCAUGGAAGACGAUACAGAGCCAGAAAAGAAACCGAAAGCUAGUGUCGUCGACUGGGACAGUUACUAUGAGACUGAAGAUGAAACAGACGAACAUCUGGAGGACGGUGGAUUCAACAAGUAUGUCAUGCCAUUAUAUUCUUAAUCUUAAGGUAAAGGUUAUUAAUAUUAACGGACUUUCCUAGAAAUUAUCAUAUCUAUCAUUUACCUAAAAUAGUGUCAUUUUGAUUAACUAUUACAUUUCCAGUAGCAAUAGCAACAGAAGGCGAUGUCCAUUUUGCCGUCGCAGAAUCUACAGUAAACACAAGGGAAGGUACCGUAACUUGACAUGUUCAACGUUCCGCCGGAUAUCGAUUGCGCAAAAUCAUGGUAUCGACGAGAAUUACCUUCUGAGCUAUCCAGACAGGUCAUGGAUAUGUAAGAGACAUUGGAAAGACUACGACAGGGAUCCUAAGGGACCAAUCCACAUCCAUCCGAUGGUACCACGACAGAAAUAUGUCACAUGCGAAGGCGAAGAAUUUUUUGAGAGUAAAGAAGACUUGUAAGUCACUUUUGUACAUUCAGUUUACUAAAAAUAAGUAUAUUUCAUUGUCGUCGAACAAGUAAUGAUUGUAAAUGUUUUCAGUUCAAGAAGAGUUUACAAUGAAGUAAUGAAAGAACUGAAUUAUCGUUAUACCCUCAGAUACAACCAAAGAGAAGGCAAGUAUUAUAUGAAGUAUUACUCUUUCAAGUACCUAGAAGACUCACUUUACAAUCUUUAGGUAGAUCAUUGUCAUCAGAGCCACGAAACUCGUCUUUGGAUCCACGACCACAUUCAUCUAAUGAUCGCCCUGAUACACCAUCUAAACUGCAUGAAAUUAGAAAAGACGGUAGCAGUCCUUCUGAACCCACACAUCCAGACAUCAAGCAAGAACCAGAAACCCCAUCUUCCAGUCCCAUUAGUGCCACGAGAAUUCUGGACAACAUGAUCAAGAAGAAGCCGAACAAAACUAGAAAAAUCAAGGCAUCAGAAGUCGCGAAACAUUUAAAGAAGUCUAAAGAAAAAGAGCUUGCUCUAAGGCCGUCCGAAGUGAAACCCAUAGUGCACACAUACCCAGCUCUAAUGCACAAUCGGUACGAUGCACUAACGAUGAAACAAUGCGAUGGAGAAGAUAUAAACAGUUACUACCACAGAGUUAUGAACACAACGAAAAGAAUUUCGUUGGAAACGAUGAAUAUUGACAUUCUGAACAGCCUCAUUUUUGUGGCAGGAUUGGCAGACGAAGAAAUGAGGAGAAAGACCUUGUUCCAGUUGCUGAUAACUACUGACGAUGCUCCAAAAGCUGCAGACUUGGCUCUGUUUUGUGAAAGAGGACAACGUUCGGAGAAGGAUGACAGUGUAAAGGGUAUAACUGAAGAAACAUCAAAAAUUAUCCAUCAAAGAAGUGGUGAGGAUGAAGAUCGGCCAAAAGGAAGACUGGAUGAGACAGAUAAGAAAGAAGAUCACGAUAUGCCAUUUUUAUUCUCUGAAGUGUUCAUCACUUCAUCAAAAGCUUCCUCCUCGUCUCCAAAUUCGAUGCCAAAAUUAGCGUUACCUCAAACGCAAACAUUAAAUAAAUCUACCUUACCAUCAGGAACUUCACAGCAGAAUCCUCGAGAAGUGGUUCUUCCAACUUUAAGAAAACCUUCGAUUAUAACAUCUGUGUACAAGCCAUGGUCGUCUUCAUCCAAUGGUAACGUCGAUAAGCCUAAAUCAAUAAAUACUCUUCCAUUGCAACGAAAAAGACAACUAAAUUAUUCUAAUGUGGCCAUGGAUCCGAAUGUGAAAAAGAUUAAGGUGUUCAACAUCACUCCGAACAAGGUCAAGAACCAGGACAAGGUGAUUAAGCUGGUCAAAUUGAUAAUGCCGAACAAGAAGCAGGCGUUGUCAACAUGA
Messenger RNA from Bursaphelenchus okinawaensis, 1917 nucleotides. The record is from the annotation of a GenBank genome assembly. Lineage: Eukaryota; Metazoa; Nematoda; Chromadorea; Rhabditida; Aphelenchoididae.